AUGCGUAGGAUUCUAUCACUUCUAUUUGUUCUUUCAUUCUUUCUAGUUUGUGUGAAUGGAGCAACAAAAGCGCCAAAGUUCUCGAAAGCUACCAAGGUACGGCCUUUUUUUACCUCUUUUUUACAAAAAAAUGGCAGGCCAGGGAGAGCGAUCCGCUUCCCACUGCCAGAGAAAAUGAUGAGAAAACUCCUCUGGGGGCGAGUCUCCGCCUCUCUUUUCUACCGCGCAAAUAGAGUUUCCCUCGCAUCCAGAAUUUUUCUCCGCUUCAAUGGGGACUUGGAAUUGACAACUAGUAUCUUGAUCAUCCGAUUUCCAGCCCUAAAAAUCAGCUUCUCCUGCCGUUUCCCCCCUGAAACCUCACAGAACAUGACGUUACCCAAAAAACAAUAUGAUUCCACAUUCGAUCACAAGUGAAAAACAGCAGAUGAUUCCAGAAAACCGUCAACAAGUUGGUCGACUGCCUGACGCCCGUCGACACGGUUCUCGCCGCCAAAACCGCCGACUGCGAGGACAGUGUUUGCGUAUCGAGCGCCAAACUUUACGCUCAACGACAAUAUCCGCAACAGUACCAGAGUACCGUAGUCCCGUGCUUAUCGUCGACGACUACCGCCGCGCCGGAGAAGACAAAGAAUGA
Molecule: messenger RNA, 634 nt
Organism: Caenorhabditis sp. 36 PRJEB53466
Lineage: Eukaryota; Metazoa; Nematoda; Chromadorea; Rhabditida; Rhabditidae
Source: the annotation of a GenBank genome assembly